This is a messenger RNA of Eucalyptus grandis, 1047 nucleotides long. RefSeq names its product glutathione S-transferase U8. Gene Ontology annotation, cellular component: cytoplasm. Gene Ontology annotation, biological process: glutathione metabolic process. Gene Ontology annotation, molecular function: glutathione transferase activity. The record is from RefSeq and is a predicted model, not a curated record. NCBI's taxonomy places the organism in Eukaryota, Viridiplantae, Streptophyta, Magnoliopsida, Myrtales, Myrtaceae.
GCUACUACACAAGAAGAGGGUUUCUAAUCUAGCAAAAAGAAAAGAAAGAAAGAGUGUUUCUCAGUGUGUGUGUGUGUGUGUGUGAGAGAGAGAGAGAAAGAGAGAGUGCACGACUGUGUUUAAAUAGAUGGGUGAAGAAUUAAAGCUGUUGGGUGCAUGGGGGAGCUCGUUUAGCCGACGAGUCGAGAUUGCUCUAAAGAUCAAAGGAGUCGAAUAUGAGUACUUAAAGGAGGAUGUAUUCCAGAACAAGAGCGAUUUGCUUCUCCAGUACAACCCGGUGCACAAGAAAGUACCUGUGCUUGUCCACAACGGCAAGCCCAUCGCGGAGUCUUUGGUGAUUCUCGAGUACAUCGACGAGACAUGGAAGGACAACCCAAUCUUGCCACGAGAUCCAUAUGAGAGAGCAAUGGCCCGUUUCUGGGCUAAGUUCUUGGAUGAAAAGUGCAGACCAGCUCUCUGGAAAUCCUACACGAGUAGGGCCCGAAAGGAAAAGGCACAUGAGGAAGCACAGGAGCUCUUGAGCACUCUCGAAGGCGAGCUCAAGGGCAAGAAGUUCUUUGGAGGCGAGACCGUCGGGUUCCUAGACAUCGUGGCCAACUUCGUCGGGUACUGGGCUGGAGUCCUCCAAGAAGCAGUCGGGGUCGACGUCCUCACCGAGGAGAAGUUCCCUGUGUUGUGCAAGUGGGCCGAAGGGUUUCAGAACUGCCCGGUCAUCAGGGAGAAUCUGCCUCCAAGGGACAGGCUGGUGGCCUUCUUCAAGACUAAACGCGAGAUGAUGACUAGCUUUUACAAAAAUUGAAGUGUGAGCUUUGGGUCUUCUUUGGGUCGUGGUUUGAUUUGGUUCUUUGUGUUUGUGUUAUGUCUUUUGGUUGUAAGAAAGCUGAUUCGAGUGGUAUUUAGAAUUCUAUGGCAUCUUGAUAGUGAUGGUUAGUAAUAAUGAAAAAAUCACGGUAUGGUUGAGCAUCAAUUUGCUGUGAUUUGUUAUGUUCCGCGUGCUGUAUAUUUCCUUUUUAGGGAAUAAAUGAAAAUUGAAAAAUGCCUUUUUUC